Messenger RNA from Passer domesticus (house sparrow), 1387 nucleotides. RefSeq names its product mucin-3A-like. The record is from RefSeq and is a predicted model, not a curated record. NCBI's taxonomy places the organism in Eukaryota, Metazoa, Chordata, Aves, Passeriformes, Passeridae. The transcript is spliced from 10 exons. Bases 357 to 1241 code for a protein of 294 amino acids.
CACGAGUCCAGGUGAGUCUUCCCCCUUGGUGGCUCCCCAUAGCCACGUCCCUUCUCCCUGACCUGCUCCCUGCAUUCUCCUGGUGGCUCCUGGGGUUUCUCCAGUCCGUGUCACAUCUCCUGUGUCCUUGUGUCCCUCUCCCAGGUCAGUGCCAGAAUGGUGGCACUUGGGAAAAUGGCAAGUGCGUGUGUCCUGGGGGGUUCGAAGGUGACCACUGCGAGGAUCUCAUCUGCCAAAACGGGGGCACCUGGGCCAGCGGCAUCUGCCAGUGCCCCCCCAAUUUCCAAGGGGACAGGUGCCAGAAUGUCCAGGACAUUGUGGAGAUCAAAAAUGUGACGAUUAAUGCGACGGUGGUGAUGACAACCAAAAUCGAGGGGAAAUUUGACGAUAAUCUCAAGAAUACAUCGUCAGAUGCUUUCCGGGACUUUAACAAAACAUUCCAGGAGCAGAUGCAGAAGCUUUAUAAGGAUAUCGAGGGGUACAAAGGUGUGGUGAUCAAAAACCUGAGCUCGGGCAGCAUCCAAGUGGACUAUGACGUCAAACUGGAGAUCCCUGCCACCUCCGAGGCCAACAAGACUGUGAAGACCAUCUCCGAGAACCUCGUGGCUGCCAUCCAAAACUACAACUGUAGCGAGAACUGCACAGGGAGCGACUGUGUCUGCUUCGUCAGCAACUUCACCUCUGUCGUCGACCUUAACAUGACACAGGUGGAAGAAAAUCUGUGCGACAGACAGACCCAGAUCAAGGAGGAGUUCAGAAGAUACUACAUGCCUUUCCUGACCAGCACUGGCGUCAUCUGCAUCACCCGCUGCGACAGCCGCCACACCGACUCCCUGCCCUGCGUCUACGGCCGCUGCUCCGUGAGCCAGGCAGGGCCGCAGUGCGAGUGCUCGGACAAGGUGGCCUUCUGGUACUGGGACAAAGCCUGCAGCUCCCGCAUCAGCAAGGUUGGGGUGGGCGUGGGCGUUCCAGUGGCCAUCCUGGUCCUGGUCACCACCACCUUCACCAUCCUCCUGCUGAGAUCUCGGAGGCAGAAGGAGCAGUACAGGAAGAAGCUGAGGUCCCGCUCGGAGCUGUACAGCAGCGAUGACGGCAACUGGGACGGAUCCCGAGGCUUUGCCAUGGGCAACCCGGCGGCCACCUGGGAAGACAUGGAGACCUCCAACAUCAGCUACAUCAACCUGGAGAGGGUGGACACCUCAAGGACGAUGCACAUCCAGAGACCCACCAUGGUCCCCUGAGUGAAACCACCUGAGGUCCAGCAGAGACAGGACACAGGGACACGAGGAUGUGGGGGUGACGAGAAUCAGGAGACCCACCAUCCUCUUCCUCCCCACGCAGAUGUUUGCACACAGAUUAUUUAUAAUUAAAUGCACACUUAGCAUCA